AUGGGGCAGGAGGCCUUCCAGUUCUGGAGAGUAACGUGGCGUUUCACUGAUGCCUUCGCCAGGAAAGGCGACUACAUCGAGCUCGAGCUCUACGAGGAAGACGACGACACUGGACAGCCCGACGACCGCUCCGAGUGGAGCAAAGCACCCCAGCGCGGUGAGGGGUUAGACCGCGUCAACGAGAGGGAGCAGUACGGAAAGCAGUACGUCGCGCCCCAGCGCGGUGAGGGGUUAGACCGCAGCCGACCCUCGCAGGGCGAGACUGCGGGGUCAGGCGACUACAUCGAGCUCGAGCUCUACGAGGAGGACGACGACACUGCACCCCAGCACGGCGAGGGGUUAGGCCACAAUUUUCCCCUGCGCGGCGAGGGGUUAGGCCGCAAUGUGUACUUCGAGCUGGAGCUCUACGAGGAGGACGUCGUGGAGGUCACCGCCAGCGGCGUGUCGCAGACCGGCUUCGAGUGCAGCUCGAGAACUGGGCCCACCAUGCUGGUCCGCCAGGGGCGGCGGGCCCCGCCCCGCCUCGCUCGCGGGGGCCUCCCUGCCGCCCGCGCCGCGGGGGCGGCAGCGAUGGCCGCGGCGGCGGCGGCGGCGCCGCCGGGCGGCGAGGCGGAGGAGAGCGGAGGCAGCCGCGGCGCCCAGGAGCGGCGCAGCGCCGACUUCGAGGCCUACUACGCGGCGGCCUUUGCGGCGUCGUGCCACUUGUCGGAGCGCUGGGCGGAGGCGCUGGAGCGCCUGCGCUCGCCGGCGCCACUGGCGGUGCGGCCCUUGCGCUGCUGGGCCGGGUCGGAGGCGUGCCGGGAGCGCCUGGCCGCGGAGCUCGACGCGGCCCUGGCGGGCGUGGCGGCGGAGGCGGCCGCCGUGGGCGCGGCGGCGCCGGGGCGCGAGUGGCAGCCCUGCUGGCAGGCGUGGGAGUUGCGGCGGGACCCCUCCCGGAACCUGGCGUCCUGGCGCGCGGUGUCGCAGCUGCUGUACCGGGCGGAGGCGGCCGGCGAAGUCGCGGUGCAGGAGCUGAGCUCGAUGCUCCCCGUGGCGCUGCUGGACCCGCGGCCCGGAGACGCGGUGUGCGACCUGUGCGCCGCACCCGGCUCGAAGUCGCUCCAGAUCCUCGAGGCCAUUGGCGACGGCAGCGCCGACGGCCACGGAGGCGGCUCGGGCUUCCUGCUAGGCAGCGCUCCAUCUCUUGAAUGCUCAGCGCUGUGUGGAAGGAGGCAUGGUUCGAGGGCGGGAGCUGCUGGAGGAACUGAAGUGAGGGCAGGCCGUGCGCUCCAGAACGUCAGGCAGUCUGGUGUGGGAAGUCGCCGAACAGGCUCCCUGGCAUCGCCCGGGCGUGUGCAUGGUGAUCGGUUUCUGAUUCAUCGGCUUGCCGAUCGGCGCGGGCCCUCGCACCCCCUUUCCCACCCCCUGAUGUAG
This is a messenger RNA of Prorocentrum cordatum, 1413 nucleotides long. The record is from the annotation of a GenBank genome assembly. Lineage: Eukaryota; Dinophyceae; Prorocentrales; Prorocentraceae.